AUGAAACAACCACCAAAAUCAAUAGUCCUUUAUGGAAAAGGAGCAGGUUGUGGACCAACGUUAUUUCAAGCAUUUGAAACUCGUAAAGAAAAUGAAGUGGGUGGAGUUAUAUUAAUUAAUCCAAUAGUAAAUGCAUCAAUUUUAACACGUUCUCCAUUCCAUAAAGCAAGUCAUAUCAAAGCUGUUACUUCACCUGUUGCUAUUAUCUUUGGUCAAUUAUUAACUGAAAAGAAAUAUAUUAGAAAACUAUAUUCAUUAAUUCAAAAUAAAGGAGGGCUUGGAGUUAUUGAGGGAGGUGGAAAUGAUUUAGAAAAAACUCAUAGUGAUGAAUUGACAGAUGAAAUUAUUAACUUUUUGAUUGAAUUUAUUCCAGAAUUACAGUGCUAUUUCAAUGGAGAUGAGUUAGAAAAACAACGCCCGAUUGAAUAUCAAACAAAUUCUAUUGAUGAAAUUAGUCAAUUUCUUAAACAAAGAAAUCUCCAACACCUCACUGAGCUCUUUAUCUCUUAUGGGUAUUGUAAAGUAGAACAUUUUAUGUCAAUGUCCCCAGAUGAAAUAGAUUUUCUUGGACUUGAAGAAAAUGAUAAAACAGCUUUUAAACAACUAAUAGAAGACGCAAAGAAUGAUCCUCUCCUUCUUUAUCCAAAACAAUCUAUUAAAAAUAAAUCAAUUAAUAUAGCUAGUACAAGUAGAAUUAUUUGUAGUGAAGAAGCUUGGAAAGAUUUAGAUUAUAAAACUAAAAGAAAAAGUAUGAAAGAUGUUGUUCUUGGAGCUAUAGGUUUAAAUAAACGUUCACACCCAAGAAAUAGUUCUAUUUGUUAUGGAGAGUCAAUCAGAGAUAAUGACAUAUUUACCCAUCAAUCUAAUAUUAGUUCAGGUUCAACAGACUCAUCUAUUGGACCAGCUACUCCUAGUGAACAAACUUCAAAAAAGAAAGGAAGACUCUCUUUUAUUUUCAAACAAAAUGUAACAAAAUCACAAAAUGAGCCUAUCACCUUAAGUGAAGGGUCUGUUUCUCCAGCAAUUAUGAACGACAGUAUUGUUCUAAAAGAAAAGGAACAAAAAAGAAGAGAUGAUUAUUAG
Entamoeba dispar SAW760 is the source of this 1083-nucleotide messenger RNA. RefSeq lists its product as uncharacterized. Lineage: Eukaryota; Evosea; Mastigamoebida; Endamoebidae. The transcript has a single exon. The record is from RefSeq and is a predicted model, not a curated record. Bases 1 to 1083 code for a protein of 360 amino acids.